CUUUCGACGCACAUGAGCGGUAUCACUUCUUCGAGGGGUUCUAUCCGGAACAAGGGGGGAUGAACACGUCACUUUUACAUGAUGAAGCGGCCGAACGAAGGGCACCACACUCUAGACAAGCAUCGCCGACGCAGUUGUGGAUGGAUGUUCACGAGUACUGAAGAGCAUCUUGCCGCGUACCAACGGCUGGAGCGCCCUGUCGUUGCAAGAGCUAUUCAACUGCUGAAAACUCCACCGUCGAGGAACCGCGACGCACCACAUCGUGUUGAUCUACGCUCGGAUAGUUCCCUGCGGCCAAGCAGAGUCACUCGUUCUGGCUUGAUGAUUCAAGUCCUGCAAUCGAAAGCGUCCAAAUCGGCAUCGCUCCGCAGCGACUCGAGUCCGUCAACAUGGUCCAUAAGACCCCAGUUUGUGCCCCAUGACCAUCCAGCGCUGCUUGGUAACUCUCCACGUUCGCUGCCCGUGAUUCCCGCAACAUAUUCCACCGAUCUGUGGGCACCGAUCAAGACGUCCCCAUUCUUCGGCUUUACUCAACCUUGCAAUUCCUUCGGCAGUGUUGCCGCGGACGCGGAGGUACUGUUGGACACCCGUCCGAUAUGCUAUACAUUUUCAAGCCCGUUCGUCCCCGCGGCCUCAGUCGUCCACGUAUCGUCCAUAGAACAGACCCCUCCACGACUGGCGCAUAGCGCACCGUUACCACCUUCUUCGCCGCUACCAUACGUCGACGAGACGCCGUGCGUUCGCUCCCCGGUCACUUUGACGCCGCACUCGUCGCCCAUCGCUGUCCGCGGCACCCUAUCACCAUCCGUGCAACCCUUGAUCAACCGCCUCGCUGUGGACGAUGCCUUCCUCCGACAGAGGAGGGCCAUUGCGUUCCGACAAAUCACCACACCUUCUCCUUCGAAGCGGAAGAUGUCCCAUCGCGCGACUCUACUGCGCCGUCGGCCUCCUCGUCCGUCGCCUCGGCCGUCGUUGUCAGCGUAAUUGUCGCAGAGUCUUGUAUAAAUUCUAUGGGGUAAUUAAAUUUGGAAUUAAAUUCUGUUCUGGA
Messenger RNA from Aphanomyces invadans, 1048 nucleotides. RefSeq lists its product as hypothetical. The transcript has a single exon. The record is from RefSeq and is a predicted model, not a curated record. Bases 79 to 984 code for a protein of 301 amino acids. Lineage: Eukaryota; Oomycota; Saprolegniomycetes; Saprolegniales; Verrucalvaceae.